Messenger RNA from Colossoma macropomum (tambaqui), 2878 nucleotides. It is a transcript of the gene slc41a3, whose product is annotated as solute carrier family 41 member 1. Gene Ontology annotation, cellular component: plasma membrane. The transcript has 11 exons. Bases 130 to 1584 code for a protein of 484 amino acids. Gene Ontology annotation, biological process: monoatomic cation transport. NCBI's taxonomy places the organism in Eukaryota, Metazoa, Chordata, Actinopteri, Characiformes, Serrasalmidae. Gene Ontology annotation, molecular function: monoatomic cation transmembrane transporter activity. The record is from RefSeq and is a predicted model, not a curated record.
GUGAUUUACGCCGAUUUCGGAUGAUCACCUGAUUGUGAGCUCGUCUGUGAUCUCCACCCACAACGCAGACGCACGCAAACAUCUCAGUGCAAACACAAAAGAGUCUCUAAUGCAGAACGAGACUUCACCAUGCCCGCAGACGAGGUCCGCCAGAGGAAGGGAGGAGGUCGGAAGAAGUCCAAGAAGGGCAAGGGGAAAGGGCAGGGUGGCAGUGCCAAUGAGCGGAGCAGCAGUUUAAAUGGACAUGAUGAAGCGCCGCUGCUUCCUCCCAUUGUGCCACCCAAGAAACCUGUGGAGGAGAAGAAAAGGACCGUUCAGGCCAAGACUGAGGAGGAGUCAUCCAUGGCCAUCUGCCUGCAGGUGCUCUUCCCCUACCUGCUGGCUGGGAUGGGGAUGGUAAUGGCAGGCAUGGUGCUGGACAGCGUGCAGCACUGGGAUGUGUUUAAAGUCAUCACUGAGGUGUUCAUCCUUGUGCCUGCUCUGGUUGGCCUGAAGGGGAAUCUGGAGAUGACCCUGGCCUCUCGUCUCUCCACUGCUGCGAACACUGGACAGAUGGAUGAUCCUAAGCAGCAGUGGUUAAUGGUGUCCAGCAACCUGGCCCUCAUACAGGUGCAGGCCACUGUGGUGGGCUUUCUGGCAGCACUGGCGGCCGUGGCUCUGGGAGCAGUGUCCAGGGGAGGAGUCGAACUAGACCAGGCUGCUGUUCUCUGUGCCAGCAGUGUGACCACUGCCUUUAUUGCUGCGCUCUCGUUAGGGCUGGUAAUGAUUGGUGUAAUCAUUGGCUCCAGGAAAGUGGGCAUUAACCCAGAUAACGUGGCCACCCCGAUUGCUGCCAGUCUGGGAGACCUCAUCACCCUCUCUCUGCUGGCCGGGGUCAGCAGCACCCUCUUUCACUACAGAGAUAUCUGGUACCUGUCUCCGUUGGUGUGUGUGUUCUUCCUCGUGCUGAUCCCACUGUGGGUCGUGAUUGCUCGGCGGAGCCUUCAGAUCAGAGAGGUGCUGCGGUCCGGCUGGCAGCCUGUUAUAGUGGCCAUGUCCAUCAGCAGCUUUGGUGGCCUGAUACUCGACAAAACGGUCAGUGAUCCCAACUUUGAGGGCAUGGCUGUCUUUACACCCGUCAUAAACGGUGUUGGUGGGAACCUGGUGGCCAUCCAAGCGAGCAGGAUCUCCACCUACUUGCACUUCUGGAGCAUGCCAGGAGUUCUACCCUACAAGAUGAGGCAGCACUGGCCAAACCCCUGCGUGACCUUCUUUUCUGCAGGAGUGAACGCAAAGUCAGCGCGAGUACUUUUCCUGCUGGUGGUGCCGGGACACCUCGUCUUUCUUUUUGCCAUUAAAAUGCUGCAAGGUGGCCACACUGCUAUCACACUGGCCUUCACCUGCUGCUACCUGUGUGCUGCUCUUCUCCAGGUGGGCAUCCUGCUCUAUGUGGCUGACCUGAUCGUCCGGCUGAUGUGGAGGAAAGGCCUGGACCCGGACAACUUCUCCAUUCCCUACCUGACUGCUUUGGGAGAUUUGCUGGGCACUGGAUUCUUGGCCCUGUGCUUCCGCCUGGUCAUGCUAGUGGAGGGGCUGGGCCUAUGAAAGGUAGCCCAUCACCCCCAGGCCUUUAGUUGUACUCCAUUAAAGCAACAUCUUGUGGGCUAGCACCGGUGGUCACUGGGAGGUCAAAUACGGGGGGCCAGAUAAGAAAGGACAAAGACCACUGUUCUUGUGGGCUAGCCGGUUGUAGAUAAAUUUUCCUUGGGGACAUUUGAAGGUAAACUUUGACUGACAGAGCGACUGUCUGUGUUAAACUUAUACUGUAAUAACUGUUCUGUGGAUGUCGUCCUGUGGCCUUUGAUGUUGCCUUCACACAUACAUCCACCUACAAACGUUGCAGGGCUUUUUAAUCUAAAGGACUACAAUAGACUAUAGGGACUGUAUCUGGGUCGUCCACUCAUUCACUGUGCCACGUGUUAACUGAGCAUAGUAGUGUUUAAAGUUGUGAGGACUUCAAAGGAUUUACAGAUUUCCAUGAGUUGAAGGGUUGAUGGCCAUCAGGUCUGCCAUCGCUCUCUCUGUUUUGGAUAGUUUCCGUGAUGGAAGGGAUACUUAACCGUUAACUGAAGAGUGAAGAACGUUAAAUGAUUCAGAGCUGUACUGAAGCUCAUUCCAGUGCUGGAUUGAAUUACAGAACAAAAUAAGAUUAUUUCUCAAAGGGACCUGACUGGAUGGGGGAGAUUUGAGGUUUUGCUGCUAAAAAUGUCACCAUGAAGACUAAAUAUUCAAGUUUUUAGAUUUCUUGAAUAUUCCACCAUGAAGAUGAAUAUUUUGAGUGUUCUUGACUUGCCUUUCAGUGAAUUUAUCUCACUAUUUUUGCACAACUGAGAACUUCUAUAAAUUGUGACUGUCAGUCAUUCAGGUUUUAAAGGAAUGAUUCACCAAAUUCAAAUAUACACAGUUGUCAACUUUCCCCAGAGGUAGUCCACCAGCCAGGACGUGUCCAAGUUUUGCUUGUUUUGUGCUGAAGCUGCAAAGUUAGCAUUGCCAGCAAGCACUAGAAGUCAGUAGUCACCCAAAUCUUUUCUGUAGAUACAUCCCCAAAUCUUCUCUCAAACCGCAUCCAACUCCUUAUUAAGGUUAUGCAGACUUGUCAGUAUGGUUUAAGAGACAGUACGACUUACUGCAAACUACAAAAAUGAACAAAACUUUGUGUAGGCAGGUGUUGUGUCAAUUUGACUCUCAGAAUCAGUGACUCCAACACAUGCAUGCACAUGGGCACUAAAUUAUGUUUGUGAUUUAUGUUUAUAUUUAACUUUAACAUCCAAGAUCAAACACACACACACACACACACACACACCAUCUAAACUGCUUAUCCUUCUGGGUCGCAGUAGAG